AUGGCCACGUUCCUCUUUCGCCCCCCUUUUCACGGCCGCCUCCGCCCCCUCCGCCGCCUCCUCCUCCCCCAGCCCGAACCCCUCUUCCUCCCCAGCAGAACCCUCCGCCUCCGCUCCCCCAGGCUCACCAUGGCCUCCUCGCCUCCUCCCCCUUCGUCCCCAUCCACCUCGACGCUCCCGCCGCCGCCCGAGUGGCCCUGCGCCCGCUGCACGCUCCGCAACCCGCGGAGCGCCGCCGCCUGCGCCGCGUGCGACGCCGCGCGUCCCGUGGACGUCGACGACGCGUCGCUGGGCCAGUCCGCCGUCGUCGCCUCUUCGUCGUCUCGCCCGCUCCCGCCGGCCCAGUGGUCCUGCGCCCGCUGCACGCUCCUCAACCCCGGGAGCUCCGCCGCCUGCGCCGUCUGCCGCGCCGCGCGUCCCGUGGCCGUUGACGACGGCGACGACCUGGACUUCUCCGCCGUCGCCGGCGCCUCGUUCCUCCCGCUUCGUCGGGACCCGAGGAACAUAGGUCGCUCUGAUGCCGCGAUGAAGUUAGCUCGCGCGGCGUCGCCGGACGCUGUCUGCGAGCGCGCCGGCUCAAACGAAAGGGAUAAGACUGCCGCCGAAAAAGGGUGCUCUAGGAAGAGAGGCCACACAGCAACGUCAGACAUCGUACACGAGGGCGACGGCUCGAACAAAAUUGAUGAGACGGCCACUGAAAAAGGGUGCUCGAGGAAGAUAGGCCGCGUGACGUCGCCAGCCAUUGUCCACGAGGGUGGUGGCUCGAAUGAAAGGGAUGAGCCAACUGCCAAAAAAGUAAAUUCUGAAACUCAUUUGGAUAAGAAGACCAUCAAAGUCAUGACAUACAACGUAUGGUUUCGGGAGGAUUUGGAACUGACGAAAAGGAUGUAUGCUCUUGGAAAUCUUAUUCAGCACCACAACCCAGAUCUUAUAUGCUUCCAGGAGGUUACACCAAACAUAUAUAUGCUUCUCCAAAAAUCUGGCUGGUGGCAAGAAUACAAAUGCUCUCUGUCAGCUAGGAUGGCCAUGCAGAGGCAAUAUUACUGCAUGCAGAUGAGCAAGUUGCCCGUGAGUUCAUUCGAAUGCAUGCCAUUUUCCAACUCAGUCAUGGAAAGGGAGCUGUGCAUGGCAGACAUCAACAUUGGAGGUGCGACCAAGUUGGUGUUGGCCACAAGCCACCUGGAGAGCCCCUGCGCGUGGAAUCAGAUGUACAGCAAGGAACGAGUAACUCAGGCGAAUGCAUCCAUGAGGAUAUUGGACAAGUUCCGCAACGUGAUAUUCUGCGGAGACAUGAACUGGGACGACAAAGGCGACGGGCCAUUCCCUCUCUCAGACGGCUGGGUCGAUGCCUGGGCUGAGCUGAAGCCAGGCGAGGACGGCUGGACGUACGACACGCGGGCUAACGGUAUGCUGGCAGGCAACCGCAAGCUGCAGAAGAGGCUGGACCGGUUUGUGUGCAAGCUGCCGGAUUUCGAGAUCAACACCAUUGAGAUGAUCGGGAAGGAGGCGAUACCUGGGAUAUCACACUACAAGGAGAAGACUGUCCGCAAGGUAGUCCAGAACAUUGAGUAUCCUGUGUUGCCUAGUGACCACUUCGGGCUUGUUCUGAGCAUCACCUACGCAUCAUAG
Triticum turgidum subsp. durum (durum wheat) is the source of this 1629-nucleotide messenger RNA. The record is from the annotation of a GenBank genome assembly. Lineage: Eukaryota; Viridiplantae; Streptophyta; Magnoliopsida; Poales; Poaceae.